UCUCAAUUUAACCCGGAGAACCGGGUUACCCGGGUACCCGCCCGCCCGGGUAAUACCCGUCAAUGCGGGUAGAACCGGUUCCGGCGGGUAUUACCCGGGUACCCGGGUACCCGGGUACCCGGUAUGGAACCGCGGAACCGGGUACCCGGUUCCGCGGGUAAACCCGGACUACCCGGGUCCGGUCCCGGAAUUCCCUAAAAUUUGCCGCGGUUCGAGCCUCUUUCAAACGGUGGUGCGGUGGUGCGUAGUGCCGACUAGUGCUUCCGGACGCAGCCUUCCCUUCGCUCGGACAGGCGCGCUGGGCGCGCUCUCGCAUGCGCCGGUUCGACUCGCUUGUACUGGGCGGCUGGACCACUGGCCAGCCAGCAACGUCUCGAAAUUUUGCGAUAUACGAGGUUACCUCCAGCGAGCCGCCGCCCAGCGAGCCAUUCAGCGGGUGCAGUUCACCUGAGUAGUGCUGCUGCUGCUUUCUAACUCUCCAUGCUUGUCGUAUGCAAUGGAGGCGAAAUCAAGCUGGGUGUGGGCUCAUUUUCAUGGGCCCACUGAAGAAGACCCUCAACAUGCUGAGUGCAAAGUGUGCCGAAAGAAGCUCGGCUACAAGGGCUCCCCGUCGGCUCUCAACAAACACCUGCACAACCUGCAUGGUUUGAAGCCAGCAUCGGAGACCCAGACUGCCAACAGGGAGGAGGCCGAGGAGUCAGGCGAGGCAGAGGAUGACGUUGAAGGUGAGCAGAGCGGUGAGGCUGACCGCCACCUUGCCGGCCCCAGUAGUUGUGACAACAGGCGCAGUCGAAGCCGCAGCUCGAGCAGCAACCGCAGCGUUAGCCCAGCACCCAAGCGCGCCCGGGCAGGACCUCCUCGUCCUCUAACCAACGAGCGUCAGGAAGCGGUGACGCAGGCCAUCGCGGGGCUCAUCGCGGCGUGCCAGCUGCCGAUCUCCGUAGUGGACAGGGAGGGCUUCAUCGGCUUCAUGAAGGUCCUUGAGCCCGCAUACAAGGUGCCGUGCGCGUCAACUAUGAGGACGCGGCUGCGCGACCUCUACGGCCUGGUGCAGGAGAGGGUGCAGGCGUCCUUGAGCGGCUUGGAGUACGUGUCCCUCACGACCGACUGCUGGACGUCGCGCGCCCUGGACGCGUACAUCUCGCUGACGGCCCAUGCCAUCACCAAGGCGUGGAAGAUGACGCAGUACACACUCUGCACGGAGGGCAUGGAGGGCAGCCACACGGCGGACAACCUCGCGACGUCUCUCGUCGAAAUGUGCAAUGCGUGGGACCUGGAGGGCAGGACAACCAGCAUCACGAGAGACAACGCGAGUAACAUCGUCAACGCCGUGGGUCUGAUCGACUUCGUGGAGUUUAAUGUUUCGUGUGCCGCCCACCUUCUGCAGCUUUGCGUCAACGACGCGUUAAACAAGAACUCUGUCUUCAUGGCCGCCUGCAAGAAGGCCAAGAAGGUGGUGGCGCACUUCCACCAUUCAACCAAGGCAACCGAGGCGCUCCAGGCUGCGCAGAAGACGGCGGGCCUCAAGGAGUGCAAGCUGGUGCAGUCGUGCGCCACGAGGUGGGACUCGACGUACUUCAUGUGCCAGAGCCUCACCGAGUCGCGCACCGCCGUCUCCGCCGUGCUCUCCGACAGGGCCGCCACCUCCGCAAAGCAGUCUCGGGCGCUGCAGAUGUCGACGGGGGAGUGGGACGAGCUGGAGGCCAUGCUCCCCGUGCUCAAGCCGCUGCAGGUCGCCACUACCGUCCUCUGCGCCGACAACAAGGUGACCAUCUCCACCGUGCGGCCUGUCGUGCGGGCCCUGCUCGACGUCCACUUCAGGCACGAUGAGACCGACCUGCUGCUGGACGAGUGCGAGGAGCGUGUGAGGGACUUCAAGGUGGAGGUGAGCACUCAGCUCAGGAAGCGCUUCGAGAUGGAUGCGGCCGUGGAGCGGCCCGUCCACAUCCACCAGCUGGGAACCUUCCUCGACCCACGCUACAAGGACCUGCGGGCCGAGCCAACUCCUGAAGAGGCCGAGAAGAUCCGCGGCACCAUCAAGGAGAAGCUGCAAACUCAGGCAGCGGUGUCCGCGGACCUUGACGUCGAAGGGAGCGCGCCCGUCCCGAGCAGCGGCCUGGACUUCUUGUUCUGCGGCCCGGCGGAGGUCGGAGGCCAGCGCACCUGGGAGGCGGAGUACAGUGAGUACUUGGCGGAGCCGGAGAUCGGCCACAACCAGUGCCCGCUGGCCUGGUGGAAGAGCCGCGAGAAGCGCUACCCCACAAUAGCGCAGCUGGCACGCCGCUACCUCGCCGUCCCUGCAACGUCCGCCAGCAGUGAGAGGGACUUCUCCACGGCGGGGUAUACGGUGAGGCCCCACCGCGCCAGUCUCCUGCCGGAGAAUGUUUCGAUGCUUGUUUUUUUGUAUCAAAAUAGAAAUAUAUUGCUGAGUAUUUUAGGAAUGCGCUAAGCUGAGUGACUCUGCGUGUUAAUGUUUUUUGUGUGUUAUUAAAAUGUUCACUCAAUUGUACUUUUUUUCUGUAAGAAGUUUUGCCAAUGUGCAGAUAAUUGAUUGAUUAAAGUCAUGUGAAAGAAAGUAAGUUGUACUAAUUACGCGUAGCACAUCACUUUUGUAAGCAUUAAUAUUUUACUUCUUUUGAACAUCUUUUGAACCAUUGCCCCUCCUUUACUUGGUGAUAUAUUCAAUUUUCAAUUUUAACGACUGAUCACAACGGUGUAAAAAUCAAUUUUAGUGCCACCACACGACAAGCGCUGUUUUAUGUCCGGCUAUUGGUUUGGGCGGGGGGGGAGGGGGGGAGACUGUCGAUUGCCUAUACGGGUUUUGUACAGCAGGCCUACCUUCCUAGGGCUUACCGGAAAAUGGGGGGAGAGGUCCCUUCGUGGCCUGCACCUGCCAUACGAACGGGUGCGGUUCACUUCACCAAUAUUUCUGAGCGAUAAUAAUGAU
Molecule: messenger RNA, 2947 nt
Organism: Frankliniella occidentalis (western flower thrips)
Lineage: Eukaryota; Metazoa; Arthropoda; Insecta; Thysanoptera; Thripidae
Product: E3 SUMO-protein ligase ZBED1-like
Exons: 3
Coding region: 497-2449 (650 amino acids)
Molecular function (GO): protein dimerization activity; DNA binding
Source: RefSeq, a predicted model, not a curated record